GGGCGGUGCUAAGGAGUGACAGAGUUCAGUGUGCCUGUUCUUCUGCUGCAUGCUAGGUGUCUUCUCGGAGCUGCAGGCGUUGUUAUUUCGGACAAUAAAACGAUUCCAACAAAAAUAACUUUCAAUGGCAGCCAUCGGGAGACUGUCCACCAAGGAUGCAGUUCUCUUCCUGUGUGACAUGCAGGAGAAGUUCCGGCCCAACAUUUUCCAGUUCACCAACAUUGUCAGCAAUGCAUCAAGACUCCUCCAGGCCAGCCGUAUCCUAGGUAUCCCCCCCAUUUUAACAGAGCAGUACCCUAAGGGCCUGGGCCCCACGGUGCCGGAGCUGGGAGCAGAGGGUCUGAAGGCUCACGCUAAAACCUCCUUCACCAUGAUGAGUGAAGACGUGGAGAAGGAGCUCCAAGCCCUUGGAAACCCCAAACAGGCCAUUCUGUGUGGAAUUGAGGCGCAUGCUUGUAUCGCGUGUACUACAUUUGACCUGCUUGAAAAGGGAAUGGAGGUCCAUAUUGUGGCGGAUGCUGUUUCUUCUAGAAGCCAGACGGACCGUUUGUUUGCUCUGUCCCGGCUGAAGCAGAGCGGAGCCUUCCUCACCACCACAGAGGCCGUUCUGUUGCAGCUGGUCCAAGAUGCCAAACACCCGAACUUUAAGGAGAUCCAGAAGCUUCUGGCGCACCAAUCUCCUGACACGGGCCUCCUCGCCUUCUUCAGCGCCCUGUAGCCUCACACUCACUCUGCUUACCAAAUAAUGUACAAAAUGCCCUCUCAUACUACAAAAGCCAAUGCUUCAAUAAAGUUGAGCUGCUGCUUUCAAUCUGCCUGCUUCAGUCUCGUGCACGACUCAUGAAAGGCAUGUCCCGG
Synchiropus splendidus (mandarinfish) is the source of this 858-nucleotide messenger RNA. RefSeq names its product isochorismatase domain containing 2 (gene isoc2). The record is from RefSeq and is a predicted model, not a curated record. The transcript has 7 exons. Gene Ontology annotation, cellular component: cytoplasm. Lineage: Eukaryota; Metazoa; Chordata; Actinopteri; Syngnathiformes; Callionymidae. Bases 125 to 718 code for a protein of 197 amino acids.